Phycodurus eques (leafy seadragon) is the source of this 3440-nucleotide messenger RNA. It is a transcript of the gene cstf1, whose product is annotated as cleavage stimulation factor, 3' pre-RNA, subunit 1. Lineage: Eukaryota; Metazoa; Chordata; Actinopteri; Syngnathiformes; Syngnathidae. Gene Ontology annotation, molecular function: protein binding; RNA binding. Gene Ontology annotation, biological process: mRNA 3'-end processing. Gene Ontology annotation, cellular component: mRNA cleavage stimulating factor complex. The transcript is spliced from 5 exons. Bases 372 to 1667 code for a protein of 431 amino acids. The record is from RefSeq and is a predicted model, not a curated record.
CCUUUUAUCAAUAAAGUUUUGAAACAGCACAAGAAGAAGACGAAGAAGAAGACGAAGAAGAAGACGACGAAGAAUUAGAAUUUGAAUUUGAAUUUCCGCUUCGGCCUGCCUCAGUAGAUAAGUAAUACGGUGUUACUAGACAUUCGGCUAUUAUAUCGUUUUACAGUUAACCCUAGCAAGUCGAAGCGUGCCGCCUUGGUUGAACUCAAGCUGCUAAGCUAACAGUAGCUACACUACAUCCAGGUAUUGGUUCAUUUUAGGUGACAAUCUUUUUGUGCAAGAUAUAAGCGCGCUGAUUUCACUUAACAAUUUAACAAUUAAAGUACAGUGAUUUUAGUUACCUACGUUUUCAGCCUUGAUUUUGUCAGAAGAUGUAUCGAGCCAAACCAACGUUGAAAGACCGGCAGCAUCUGUAUAGGCUCAUAAUAAGCCAGCUACUUUACGAUGGCUACACAAACAUCGCGAACAGCUUAAUCAAUGAAGUUAAACCUCAAAGCGUGGUGUCACCAUCUGAACAGCUGGUUCAGCUGGCAAAAAUUGGUAUGGAGAACGAUGACAGUGCCGUGCAGUACGCUAUUGGGCGCUCUGAUACAGUAGCGCCCGGUGUCGGAAUUGAUCUCGAAUUUGAUGCUGAUGUACAGACGAUGUCUCCCGAGGCAUCCGAGUAUGAGACGUGCUACGUUACCUCGCAUAAGGGACCUUGUCGCGUUGCGACAUAUAGUCGUGAUGGCCAACUAAUUGCCACAGGCUCUGCUGAUGCUUCGAUAAAGAUACUGGACACUGAGCGUAUGCUGGCUAAAAGUGCUAUGCCGAUUGAGGUUAUGAUGAAUGAGACGGCUCAGCAAAACAUGGAGAAUCACCCUGUGAUUCGAACCCUGUACGACCACGUCGAUGAAGUCACCUGCCUGGCCUUCCACCCAACCGAACAGAUCCUUGCUUCCGGCUCAAGAGAUUACACCCUCAAACUCUUUGACUACUCAAAGCCCUCUGCAAAAAGAGCCUUUAAAUAUAUACAGGAAGCUGAAAUGCUGCGUUCCAUCUCGUUUCAUCCAUCUGGAGACUUCCUUCUGGUUGGAACACAGCACCCGACCCUGCGUCUUUAUGAUGUCAACACCUUUCAGUGUUUUGUGUCCUGCAACCCUCUGGACCAGCACACAGACACUAUUAGCGGUGUCAGUUACAAUCCCACAGCCAACAGCUACGUCACCUGCAGCAAGGACGGCAGCAUUAAACUGUGGGAUGGUGUCUCCAAUCGCUGCGUGACCACCUUUGACAAAGCUCAUGAUGGAGCAGAGGUCUGCUCGGCCAUCUUUACAAAGAACUCCAAGUACAUCCUCUCCAGUGGGAAAGAUUCAGUGGUCAAACUGUGGGAAAUAUCAACAGGCCGAAUGUUGGUGAAAUACACAGGUGCUGGUCUAAGUGGCCGUCAGAUGCAUCGUACACAGGGCGUGUUUAACCACACAGAGGAUUAUGUUCUUCUUCCUGAUGAGCGCACCAUCAGCCUGUGCUGCUGGGAUUCCCGUACAGCAGAGAGGAAAAACCUGCUCUCUCUGGGUCACAACAACAUUGUCCGCUGCAUUGUCCACUCGCCCACCAAUCCUGGUUUCAUGACUUGCAGUGAUGACUUCAGGGCUCGUUUCUGGUACCGGCGCACCACCACCGAUUGAUGACCCGUACCGCCGCAUCCUUUGUCCGAGAGAAACAAAGGAUUCCGCACCCAGGACUCUUGGGCAGAAACAACGAAAAAAAAUGCUGUGGAGUCUUUCAGUCGGAUGGAUUAAAAUUUAGAUUUUUCUUUGCUUAGGAAUUGUCCCCUCUUUUCAAUACUAUUUUGUCAAACUCACUCAUCAUCCACAUAGACUAUAAAGUGUUUGUUUCCCCCCAGCACUUUUUAGUUUUGCAUAUGUUGCAAUACUUUUAAAAUUGUAUUUCUUAUUUUUUUUUUACAUUAUCGUUCUGUGUAUAGAUAGAAUUAAAAAAAAUAAAAAAUAAAAAAAAACAGAUCCCUUAACAGUAAUGACGACGACUGAUUUUAGGCAAGUGGUCAACCUGCUGGAAGCACACAUUUGUACUCCUUGAGCUUCUGCGGUUUCCUUUCGGUGGUCUGCUAAUACAACCUCCUCUUGUGUACAAAUGUCAAUUCAUUUUCUAAUUAAUGGCCUCUGCAGUAAACUUUUGAUAAUUACGGGGGGGCAAGACAGCUGCAGGUGUGUGCGUGUCUCCUCUGGCCAAUGGAAAUGUGUAAAUCAGAAUCAUCUUAAAUGACAUUAAGCAGCAUCUUCCCCACUCGGGGUGGAAAAUGACCUGACCUGCGUGACAGCUCAUACAAUGUGAGACUGAUGAGAACUAAAUCAUACUUUCACAUCAGUCACAUCAUCCAAAUGGUUCACUAAAACCAACUGUAAAAAGACUUGAUCUCUGUGGGCACUGAAGACAACUUAAACAUUGAGUCCUAUAGUUGCCCAGUUAAACAUGAUAAAACGACACUUUUGAAAAUGUUUUUUUGCAUUUCAGCAUGGAAUGUAAACAAGCACAAAAGGUCAUACUUUACAUGUUAUAUUGGUUUUAUGUGGUUAUUGCAACACUUUUCAGGUUGAGUAAUAAACUGAAAACAAAUUAUUUCACUUUCAUUGACUGUUCAUGUUUACAUUUUCAUCAGUUGCUGAGGGAGUGUGAAUGUUAAUUUUGCAACAAUAAGCACUGGUUAGUAUCACUAUCUGACGUAACUGCGACAAGUCUCACUAAAGAGAUGCAGCUGCGUCAACAACAUCAAACCCAUUAACUUUUUAACGGGACGAUCUGCCGGUUGAACCGAUUGUUCGAUAUGAUACAAUUCAUUAAUCAAAGUACCAAGCACACACAAAUAAUCGCAACAGUACAAAAUGAUGUAUUGACUAAUACGUAGUUGACUUGCCAGAACCAAAGUUGAAACAAUCAUUUUGGAUGCUUGAUCUCUGUGUGAGACAGUUUCAAAGUUGGGAAUUGUUUACUUGAAAAUGUGCUGAGAUUUUACCCGUGCUUAGGGCAUGACUCACGCAUAUAGAAUAUAAGUUAGCCGAGAAACCUGAGCAGGUACAAGUGCACCCGCGUGAAUAACAAUAGCUUUGUUUUCAUCGCCCCCUUUGGUUUUCUUUUUUGUGCAUCUUUCGCAACCAAACCUGCUUCCUUUCCUCCUGAGACAAUUGAGAAAACACCAUCCCUGGAUCAUGUGAUCUAUGAUCGUGAGUAAACAAUUGCAGUGAUUACUAGAAGGUACAAAUUGGUGCAGAGUAACUUGGGGUUAGAUUAACGAUCUCACAUGAGUCCCAACUUUAUUCUCUCUCACGCUUCAAUUCAUUCACGCUCAUCUCAGAAAUUCAGCCUUUACGCUAUAUCCUGUCGUGUUAGGUAUGCUUUCUUUUGAUUUUGUAGUAAAGUCCCUCUGCAUUUGUCUCUAGAUU